ACCAUUCCGUGGUGGCGUCUUUACUGCUCAAGAAACCCUUGUUCUCGAUCGCCGGCCACCGACGACCUCACUGAUCGUUCAAAAUGUCUGCGUUCAUAGAUUGCCGGAAGAGGGGCGCCUCGGCGUUCCUCGAUGACGCCUUCUGCGAUUCUCCGUCUCUCUCGAAGAGGAUCCGCCUCUCCGACACCGCUGCUCUCCUGGCAACGCCGUCUCCGUCGACGCAGAACCCUCUGGAUCUUCUUAGGGCUCGGUUUCCCGACCUGGACAUUGAGCUUGUACAAAGAGUAUUUGAGACAUCUGGUAGUAACUUGGACGCUGCCAUCAAGAACUUGAUUGAACUUUUAUCAUCAUCACAAGGAAGGAGUCUGGAUUCUGCUUUUGUGAACAAUUCAGUGCCCAUUUCUCCAGAUGUUCGUCUACCAUCUGAAGAUAGUAUGGCAGGUUCUUCAUCAGGAAGGCCAGAUGCUACAAGCAAUCUCCCAGUCAACCGAUCAGGAUGCGUGGAACUGCUUUUGAAAGAAUUAACAUCUGCCGCCGACCUUAAUGAUGCAAAAACCCAUGCAUCAAGAAUCUUGGAGCUGUUUGAGAAAUUUGUCGCUGCCCGAACUAGUCACGAGGCAUUCGAGAGUCUCAGCAAGGAAAACGAAAAGUGGAAGCAGCAGGUUGAAGUGCUACUUCACGAGAACAAUAUCCUGAAGCGAGCUGUCAGCAUACAGCACGAAUGGCAGAGAACAUUCGAUGCCCAGAAUGAAGAGGUGCAACAGCUGAGGCAGAUGCUCUCUCAGUGCAAAGAGCAGAUAAGGACACUUGAGAUGAACAAUUAUACACUGGGGGUGCACCUCAAAGUGGCUCAGCAGAGCAGCUCGUUUCCUGGACGCCACCACCCAGAUGUCUUUUAGCCAAUUUAUAUAUUUCACUGUGCAAAACAAUGCGAUCACGUUCUGCCUUUAUUGUUCAUCAAUUGUGGCAGAUAAAGUGUGUUGUAUCACGCUCUGACUAGAUCAUUAAUUUUGUGAAUAAUCAAUUAUUUAGGAGUUUCUACAA
Zingiber officinale is the source of this 1044-nucleotide messenger RNA. RefSeq lists its product as uncharacterized. The record is from RefSeq and is a predicted model, not a curated record. Gene Ontology annotation, molecular function: ubiquitin binding. Lineage: Eukaryota; Viridiplantae; Streptophyta; Magnoliopsida; Zingiberales; Zingiberaceae. Bases 84 to 899 code for a protein of 271 amino acids. The transcript is spliced from 5 exons.